Messenger RNA from Dacryopinax primogenitus, 816 nucleotides. RefSeq lists its product as uncharacterized. The record is from RefSeq and is a predicted model, not a curated record. NCBI's taxonomy places the organism in Eukaryota, Fungi, Basidiomycota, Dacrymycetes, Dacrymycetales, Dacrymycetaceae. Bases 1 to 816 code for a protein of 271 amino acids. The transcript is spliced from 7 exons.
AUGGCAAGACCCAUGACACAGGCUGAACCUGGUCAGGCUGUACUGCCCAGACAAUGGCCAUUUUGGGAAAUACUGUUUGAAGACGAUGAUGACCCAACUACACCUGUGACAUCUGUAAAAGGCAGUGAACCUCUCCCAUCAAUAGCCGAUGCUAUGAGUCUUCAUCAUGGUGGUCUGGAAGAGCAGGAUGAAACCCAAGCAGGAGUCAAAAGAGGCUCAAACAUGAAGGAUUACAAUGCUGUAGCUUUGAGCAUUGCCACCAAAUGCAAGCUCACCCAAGAACAGAUGGACGAGCUGUUGGUCUUUGCACAAGAGCAUGAAUCAACAAUGGGUGCUGCCUGCAGAGCCCUUGGGCAAGAUCACAAAGGAGAUUUAUGCUUACUUGCUCAGCCAUGGCUGUCUGAGCUACAUGAUGACAACUACAGUGAGCAUGAUGUAACUGUCAAGCACUGGGUACUCAAGAAGGAGGUAGCUCACCUCUUGGGAGAAUGCCACAGCUGGAUGCUGAAGAAGCAAUGUGUUUUAAGAUGGUUUGAUUUGAGAAGUACACUGGACCAGCCAUUACACAUACUGCAAGAGCAGUUGGCAAUCUCAACAUAUCCAUUCAAGUUCACCAUCAAUCACUGGGCUCAGUUUGCAUUCAUGAGGAAGGAGCACAACACUUGCACAGAGCCAGGGGGGAGUGAAGAGGCAGAGGGGGAGAAGAUGCCAAAGGACUACUGGCCAUAUCUGGACCAGUGCAUUACAGGGAUGGCCUCAAGGUUUGGGAAUGACCAAGUUUGCAUCCAUGAAAUGCAAGCUGAUGCGGCAGGGUAA